CCCAGCUCCAAGAUGGCAGCCGCUCGACGAGGAUGAGCGACGACACACUGGAGUUCUGUCAUGAAACAGCAUCUGACAAUGCAGCUGUUACUGCCCUUGUGUUGACAUGGUGCUCAUUUAAUACCUAGCUACUUGUUUUGUCACCUACCAAGACCGUUGAAGGAUCACUAAAGAACAUGCUUUUCUGUUGGCUAAGCUAGCAAGCUGCGAGCAGUUUUACCACCAUGGCCAUCACUCAGUUUCGUCUAUUUAAAAUCUGCACAUGCCUAGCCAGUUUGCUCUCUUUCUUCAAGAGAUUACUGUGCAGAUCUGGAAGGGGGCGAAAGCUCAGCGGUGAUCAAAUAAGUCUCCCAACAACAGUGGAUUUUUCAUUAACCGUACCAAAGCAGUCUCCACAGCCUGAGGUUGAAGAAUGGAGCUCAUGGGACGAAGACGCACCAACGAGUAUUAAGAUUGAAGGUGGUAAUGGAAACAUCUCUCCUCCACCCAACGAAGUAGAUGAGGAACCCGACUACUUCAAAGACAUGGCGCCAACCAUCAGGAAAACACAGAAGAUAGUGUUAAAGAAAAGGGAGCCUUUAAACUACCUGGUGCCUGACGGCUCAGCAGGUUUCUCCAGCAGACUGGCAGCCUCUCAGGAUAUGAUGACCUUUGGUACACCCUCAGCGGAACUUGGUGAAAUGGACAACUGGCAAGAAAACACCAAUGCAUGGGAGGAUGAGUCUGAUGCCACCUGGGAAGCAGAAGAAGUGCUCAGACAACAAAAGAUGGCAGAGAGAGAAAAGCGUUCCAUGGAGCAGCAGAGAAAGAAAAUGGAGAAGGAUGCUCAGAGGAUGAUUAAGAAAGAGCAGAAGAUGGCUGUCAAGCUUUCAUAACAUUUUAGAAAUGCUCAGUGAGUGAGCCAUGGGGAUAUGAGGGAAAGACACUGAAUCAGCCAUGAGUUUAUUUUUAGGUCAUCAAACCAACCAGGAUUGUAAGCAACAAGCCACCCUCAUCUUCAUCCACAUCCUGUUUUCCACCAGCAGCCAUUUAAAUCUUCUCUUGGAGCAACCCUGAAUCCUUCUUGCUGGCCACAUUCAACAUCAACAACUCAUUUUGAUGGUAGAUUUGUGUUUCUUUGCCAGUCUAUCUUACAAACCCUGUUUCCAUAUGAGUUGGGAAAUUGUGUUGGAUGUAAAUAUAAACGGAAUACAAUGAUUUGCAAAUCAUUUCCCACCCAUAUUCAAUUGAAUGUACUACAAAGACAAGAUAUUUGAUGUUCAAACUCAUAAACUUUAUUUUUUUUUGCUAAUAAUAAUUAACUUAGAAUUUCAUGGCUGCAACACAUGCCAAAGUAGUUGGGAAAGGGGAUGUUCACCACUGUGUUACUUGGCCUUUCCUUUUAACAACACUCAGUAAACGUUUGGGAACUGAGGAGACACAUUUUUGAAGCUUCUCAGGUGGAAUUCUUUCCCAUUCUUGUUUGAUGUACAGCUUAAGUUGUUCAACAGUCCGGGGGUCUCCGUUGUGGUAUUUUUGGCUUCAUAAUGCGCCACACAUUUUCAAUGGGAGACAGGUCUGGACUACAGGCAGGCCAGUCUAGUACCCGCUGUCUUUUACUAUGA
Nerophis lumbriciformis (worm pipefish) is the source of this 1604-nucleotide messenger RNA. It is a transcript of the gene ebag9, whose product is annotated as estrogen receptor binding site associated antigen 9. Gene Ontology annotation, cellular component: secretory granule. The record is from RefSeq and is a predicted model, not a curated record. Lineage: Eukaryota; Metazoa; Chordata; Actinopteri; Syngnathiformes; Syngnathidae.